GGGAGUUAGGGCGCCAGAAAGAUAAGAUAGGAACGGGAGGAGGCGGGCGGCGAUUGGCGAGCAUUUGUUCUCGCGGCACUGCGGAGCACGGCGGCCUUGUCCUUCCUCGCCAUUUAAAGGACCAGCCUCCCUUCAACAGGUGUCCUUGCGUCCUUGGCGCGCCGGCCGCAGUGAAAAAGCAGCUAUCAUGGCACAGAAGAUGGCAUCCUUGAGGAUCGACCGGGCGCCCCUCAAGUGCCCCCCUCUAGAGGAGGUCGCAUCGGUCUUGUCCAAGGGACUGCAGAAUGGCUUUUCACAAGUCUCCGUGGAGGUUGUUGAUUGCCCAGAUCUUUCUCAGCAACCGUUCACCUUGGCAAAACAAGGUCUGGGCGGGAAAACUGCCCUGAUUGAAUCGGGUGGUGUUCCAUUCCUGCUUCCCUUGGUACAGCGUGAUAAGAUGUACGACAUGAAAGAAUUUGGAAAAUUAGCGGGUCUUGAUUCAUGUUUAAUUAUUGGAGCUGGGGCAGGACCUUGGCCAUUUAUUGGGGUCAACUGUGAGCUGAUGGCAAAUCUUGCCAUUGAUGGUGAUAAAAUUGAUAAUCAAAGUCGUAUGGCCAAAGUAAGCCCUAAGGAUUCUAGUUGUGAUCUGCAGGUUUUGCCAAAUGACGAAACUCGUCAUGCUUUACUUGGAAAUCUGUUCUGUUCUGAAGGGAAACCAGGAAAGGUGUUGAAGGUUCAUUGCCGCAAGCGCACAGGAGAGGAUGACUUCAUUACAAGUGUGAGAAAGGUCUUAGCAUCGCACUACAAAGAUGAGCCUGUUGGCCUAGGAGGAACAUUCCUACUGAAGGAGGGAAAAGCACGUCAGCACGUUAUGCCUGAUUUCUCUACCACACCUCUGCACACUGAUGAUGAUGUCAAUUCUUGGCUUAAAUUCUACAACAUGUCUGCCCCUCUCAUUGCUGUGGGAACUCUCGUUUCUGCUGAUCCUGGCCUAGACCUGCGUGUUCAGCAUUUCCACAGUUUCUCUCACCACGGAGAAGGCGGUCAUUACCACAAUGAUACUACACCAGAUACUGCUGAGUACUUGGCCUAUUUCAACUUGGGGCAGUCCAUCAUUAGGGUUGAUGCACCCAUCGAAACUCACCACAUAGGAAGAGACUGAAAUUAUCUUAGCACUCUUUAGUGUUAACAUCACUAAAAAUUUUAAGGAUAUUGAAAGUUUAAAAUAAAUGUAAGACACAGUUAUAAAA
Molecule: messenger RNA, 1229 nt
Organism: Thrips palmi
Lineage: Eukaryota; Metazoa; Arthropoda; Insecta; Thysanoptera; Thripidae
Product: ester hydrolase C11orf54 homolog
Exons: 7
Coding region: 188-1141 (317 amino acids)
Cellular component (GO): nucleus
Molecular function (GO): hydrolase activity, acting on ester bonds; zinc ion binding
Source: RefSeq, a predicted model, not a curated record